Messenger RNA from Aspergillus homomorphus CBS 101889, 4251 nucleotides. RefSeq names its product putative peroxisomal ABC transporter (PXA1) (gene pxa1). The transcript has 7 exons. NCBI's taxonomy places the organism in Eukaryota, Fungi, Ascomycota, Eurotiomycetes, Eurotiales, Aspergillaceae. Gene Ontology annotation, biological process: fatty acid beta-oxidation; long-chain fatty acid import into peroxisome; peroxisome organization. Gene Ontology annotation, molecular function: ABC-type transporter activity; long-chain fatty acid transmembrane transporter activity; ATP hydrolysis activity. Gene Ontology annotation, cellular component: peroxisomal membrane. The record is from RefSeq and is a predicted model, not a curated record. The coding region runs from base 1 to 4251 and encodes 1416 amino acids.
AUGGCCGCUCAAUCGACGCUCCAGCAUCGCGAGGACCCUCUCGUGGUGCUGUACAACUACUACGCAAACCUCACCCGAGCCCGGAUAAAGCGCUCGUCCAAAGCCGCCAAGAUCAUCGCCACCAUCGCCCUGAUCCUCUCCAUAUUGGGUUCUGGCUACGGAGGCUAUAACUGGUUUCGGGCAAGGUCAAAAGAACAUGCACGGGGACGGCGGCUACUCCGUCGAAAUUCUGGGAUCAGAGGAAAGGAUGGAACCCGGACUAUAUACGUACCUUACAAGGGAUCCAUGACCUCCAAGGUCAAGAUCUACCCGACCAAACCCACGACGUUUGAUGCGCACCGACGACUGUUCCUUAACCCUCCCGCUGCGGCACGCGCAGGUGACGGGGCGUCUACGAACCAAACGCCGCCGCCGAUGACGAAGCCAGGCUUAAACCUCGCUUUCCUGCACCAGUUCCUGAGCCUUGGAAGCAUCAUGGUGCCCAGGUGGAGUAGCAAGGAAACCGGUCUUCUGAUGAGCCAUGGUGUCUUCCUGCUCCUACGGACGUAUUUGUCUCUGCUCAUUGCACGCCUCGAUGGUGAAAUUGUGCGGGAUCUUGUCGCCGGUAAGGGCCGGGCCUUCGCCUGGGGUAUUCUGAAGUGGUGCGGCAUCGGAACCCUGGCAUCUUACACCAACGCCAUGAUCAAGUUUCUCCAGUCGAAGGUGUCUAUUGCUUUCCGGACUCGACUGACGCGGUACAUCCAUGACCUCUAUCUUACCAAGGAUAACAACUAUUACAAAUUGAUGAACCUUGACGGCAGUAUCGGCCAAGGGGCGGAUCAAUUUAUCACGCAGGACCUCACUCAGUUCUGUACUGCAGCAGCCUCGCUGUAUUCCUCGAUGGGCAAGCCCUUAGUGGAUCUGUUUGUGUUCAAUUACCAGCUAUAUCGCUCCUUAGGACCUUUGGCCCUCACUGGAAUCCUCACUGGGUAUUUCAGCACGGCAGCAGUCCUUCGGCGGCUCUCGCCCCCGUUCGGGAAGUUGAAGGCGGUAGAAGGGAAGAAAGAGGGAGACUUCCGGAGUCUGCAUUCCAGACUACUUGCUAACGCGGAAGAGAUCGCCUUCUAUGGUGGCGCAGAUAUUGAACGCGUAUUCCUGGCAAGAAGCUUCAAAGACCUCCAGCGAUGGAUGGAAGGUAUUUACAGCUUGAAGAUUCGGUAUAACAUGCUCGAGGAUGUGAUCCUCAAGUACGCCUGGUCCGCAUUCGGUUACCUCAUCACCUCUCUGCCCAUCUUUCUACCUGCCUGGGGCGGAUCUGGCGGGGCCCUGGAGUUGCUCGAUCUGCCGGAAGGCACCGGUCGGGAGCGCGACCGCAUGAGAGAAUUCAUCACCAACAAACGCUUGAUGCUGUCAUUGGCGGACGCGGGCGGCCGAAUGAUGUACAGCAUCAAGGACAUCUCAGAAUUGGCGGGAUACACAUCCAGAGUUUACAGCCUCAUUUCCACCCUCCACCGGGUUCAUGCAAAUGCAUAUUACCCACCACGCGACUCUGGCGCGGAACUUUACUCUUUGGCUGAUGUCCAGGGAACCAUUCACAAUGGCUUCGAUGGGGUGCGCCUUGAGCAAGUUCCCAUCGUCGCGCCAUCCCUCUAUCCCCGCGGUGGAGACGAGCUUUUGGAGUCGCUGUCGUUUGUAGUGCACUCGGGAGACCAUCUUCUGAUCUCUGGACCCAAUGGCGUGGGUAAGUCUGCCAUUGCUCGGGUGACCGCGGGGAUCUGGCCGGUGUACCGUGGCUUGGUCAGUCGGCCCCGGGGCUUCGGGCUCGACGGCAUCAUGUUCCUGCCCCAACGGCCGUAUCUCAGCGUCGGAACCCUGCGCGACCAGGUCAUUUACCCGCACACGGAGAUCGACAUGCGCGAGGCCGGGGUAUCCGAUGCUGCGCUGCAGAAAGUGCUGGAUGAUGCGCAUCUGGGCUACCUGCCUUCGCGAGAGGGUGGAUGGGAUGCUCGGAAGGAGUGGAAAGACGUAUUGAGCGGCGGCGAGAAACAGCGCAUGGCCAUGGCCCGUAUCUACUACCACGAACCCCGGUAUGCAUUCUUGGAUGAGGGAACCUCUGCAGUCUCGUCCGACGUGGAGGGGUUGCUGUAUGAUCGAGCGAAGGAGCGAGGGAUCACGGUCAUCACGAUCUCCACGCGUGCAUCGCUGAAGAAGUAUCACACCUACAGCUUGACCAUCAAUAUCGGCGCUGAGGGAGAGCAGUGGGAGUUGGAGAGAAUCGGCACGGCUAAGGAGAAGUUGGGAGUCGAGAAGGAGCUGCAAGAAAUUCGCAAGCGGCUAGACAAGGUGGAAGACUUGAAACGACGUCGAGAGGAGAUCGAGGAUGAGUUACGCAAGGUCUGGGGUGAUUAUACUGGGGAAGCGGGGAAGGGCGCAAUUGUGAUCCCCAUUGACCGAACAUACAGCGAUGGGGAUCGAGCUGCAUGGCCCACGGGGGAUAAAUUCGACAAGCCCGAUGACAGCUACUAUCGGCGCAAGAUCGCUAGUCUGUGGGUGCAAAGGGUGGGCACUUACAAACCUGGAAAGGACUACAUUCUGGAUACGUUACCGGAUGGCUAUGCCAUCUUCGAUAGACCGCGUGGAACGAACCCUGAUAUCAUGGCCUUCCAAUCAGACGAGGGGUUGGUCGGCCUCGCGGGAGACCCUUCGGGACGCCUUCCGGACACUCCACCCCUGUCAAGCCUUGGCCGCACCCCUGGUCGACCUGCCACUGGCCUACGCACCUCCGGCAGAGUCCCCGGCAGGCCGCCGGGGUCCAGCAUGAACUAUAUUUCCGACAGCGAAGGCACGCCCGACGUGUUCAAGACGGCCGUCCUUAAACUCAGGGUAAAUGGCCAGCUGGACGAGGCUAUUAGGGAACCACUCAGCAUGGACUGGCGAGCCGAGCGGACGCCACUCAAGGAAUACCUGCAGAAGCUGGACAUGCUGCCGUCGUUUGUGCCCCGCGCGGGGGAACUGGUGCUCUGGACCCCCGAGUACCAAGGGAAACUGGCCUGGAACCAUGAGGAAGGGCAGGUCCAGAUCUACAAGAACGAGCAAUGGCACGGAGCCCCCGACUGGCGAUGCAUCAGGCCAUUUGCUGCAUACGAGCAUUUCUUACAGGGGAUCCCUCGGGAGAAACUGCAUCCGUCCAUCGAAUAUGCCAUGACCGUGAUGGCCUCGUUCAGCUUGCUCGAGAAAUACCACAUCAAAGGCACGUGGCCCGAUGCAGCGAUCUACUGUCGUGGGAUCUUCCUCGGGGCGGAACUCCUGGCAGUCGGUGACGCUGUCCGCCUGAAACCACGUGGAUAUGACCCGGACGCCGCCGGUGAGCCUACUUCCCCACCCGUCAUGGACGUUAUGGUCAUCCACGAAAUCCGUCUGGAGCUGAAGGAGUGUGACGCCGACGCGCGAUCCAAACAACUGGCGGAGACGUACCAGGUGCGUAUCCAGGGCAAGGUGUACACUAACAACCGUGAACGCGCCUCGCCCCUUAGUCCAGACGCCCCACCGCCCCAGCCGUUAUCCCCGGACGAAGUAGUAAGUGCAUUCCACUAUGUCGGGAUGAGCGGGUACGGCGAGUGGUAUUCCCUGCAUUCGGGAGCAAUGGUGAACGUGUCUCAAGACAUGAUUCUGGGCCGGUGUUACGAGCCCGACGCCAUGCAACUACUGUUCCGCUCGCUGGCGCUGAACUACGAUCUGCACGGGGUGCUCCGCGGCCGGGACUACUCGCGGCAGACCGACGAGCGCAUCCGGCCGGGCAAGCGAUGGUUCUGGGGCGACUUCCGCACGCAGACCCUCGCGAUUGAUACGCUCAACGGCGAGGACGUCGGGCACUUCAGCGACGUGCGCGACGUCAAGAUGUGGCGGGCCAACCUCCGGGUCAUCGAUGGCACUGCCAAAGCGGUGGAUUACCGCGAUGCGAAGAUCCCCGGCGACGUGGGCCGGCCGUCCACCAAGACGGCGUCCAACUUCGCCAAGGUGGGCAAGCUCAGCAAGCUGGUCAGUACCGGGCUGGGCGCGGUGGACGGCAGUGCGCCGGGGAGUUCGGCGGAGGACGGAGGGACAAGCCAAAUCUCUGCGGAGAGUGGAUCGGAGGAUGAGGAAGAGGAGGAUUACAUGCUACGCAUUGAUCAACUACGCGGCGGAACGGAGGAGACCGAGGGAGGCGACUAUCAUCCUGCCAACGAGGAGAAGCCUCACAAUAAACGGGUACGAAUGAUGGAGAUGAGCUAG